GUGUGCAGAAAGUGUGAUUUUUUCCCCAUUUCCCAUUGUUCUACCUGCUGUAGUGCUAUGCAAACAUCUUCCUGGUGAUACAGUGCAGUGUCUAGUGGCGAGAGUGGCUCUCAUUAUCCGUGGAUAUUCAUGUGAGACGCCAGUGAAGAGACAAAGGGAGCUGGCAAAAACGUGCUGUGAAGCUUUUUCUGUGAAUUUUCUCCACACCAGUGGCCAGGAAGUCAGCACAGGAUGAACGUGUUGGUGCGCAGAGGAAGCCUCAUCACGAGCCGGAGCAUCAGAUACACCGGCGACGGCGGCGGCCGCCUGACACAGCGCCUGAGUCGCCUGGAGGGGAGAAAUCUCAAUGUUCCCGCCUAUCGCUGGCGCCACUUCUCGGCCAACGCUCUGCCGGCGCUGUCGGCGUGCCCGGUGCCGCACGCGCGGUCGCUGUCCGUGUCCUCGCGGCGGCUGGAGCAGCCGUCGUCGAAGGUGGAGGAGACGGUGAAGAACCUGAAGCAGGAGACGGAGGAGAAGGCGAAGGCCGUGGAGGCGGCGGAGCACGUGGCGGAGCGCGGCCUGGCGCCGGUGCCGGAGAAGGCGGUGGCGAAGACAGUGGCGAAGAAGAGUCUGGGACAGCGCGUGUGGGCGGAGAUUCUGCACUACUACCACGGCUUCCGGCUGCUGGCCAUCGACGUGCGGAUCUCCAGCAAGCUGCUGUGGAAGGUGCUGAACGGACAGAAGCUGACGCGUCGGGAGUAUCAGCUGCUGAUACGAACCACGUCGGAUCUGUUCCGCCUCGUGCCCUUCUCCGUCUUCAUCAUCGUGCCGUUCAUGGAGCUGCUGCUGCCGGUGUUUAUCAAGUUUUUCCCCGGAAUGCUGCCGUCCACCUUCCAGACGGCCAAGGAUCGCGACGACAAGCUGAAGCAGAACCUGAAGGUGAAGCUGGAGAUGGCGAAGUUCCUGCAGAAGACGCUGGACGAGAUGUCGGUGCAGCACAAGGAGCACCGCAGCGAGGCGGCUAAGGAGUUCAGUGUGUUCGUGACGAAGACGCGCGAGGCGGGCGAGCCGCCGGCGCCGGAGGAGAUCAUGAAGUUCUCGAAGCUCUUCGCGGACGAGAUCACGCUGGAUUCGCUCAGUCGGCAGCAGCUGAUGGCGAUCUGCCGCGUGCUGGAAGUGGGCACGAUCGGCACCAAUGCCUUCCUGCGCUUCCAGCUGCGCAUGAAGCUGCGCGCGCUGGCGGCGGACGACAAGAUGAUCCAGAAGGAGGGCGUGGACGUGCUGGACUACCCGGAGCUGCAGGCGGCGUGCCGGUCGCGCGGCAUGCGCGCGUACGGGAUGUCGGAGGAGCGGCUGCGGCAGCAGCUGGUGGAGUGGAUAGACUUGAGUCUGAACGAGAAGGUGCCGCCGUCGCUGCUGCUGCUGUCCAGGGCGAUGAUGCUGCCCGAGCACAUUCCCACCAGUGACAAGCUGAAGGCGACCAUCUCGGUGCUGCCGGAACAGGUGGUGGCGCAGACGAAGGCGGCGAUUGGCGAGCGCGAGGGCAAGAUCGACAACCGCACGAAGCUGGAGAUCAUCAAGGAGGAGGUGCGCAAGAUCAACGAGGAGAAGGAGGAGGAGAAGGAGACGGCCGAGGCGAGCAAGAAGGACGCCGAAGAGCUGGUGGACAAGGCGGCGCAGAUUGUGCUGGAGAGCAGCGUCGCGGUGGACCAGGAGAAGGCUUCGGUGCUCGACAAGGCGGCCGAGAAGCCCGCCGAGAUCUCGUCGCAGGAUUUGGAGGUGCUGACGGACGCGCUGGGCGAGAUCUCCAAGGACAAGAAGGUGCUGAUGGUGGAGAAGGAGCAGAUCAAGGACCUGAAGGAGGAGAUUGCCGACUAUGCGGAGGACGUGAAGGAGCUGAACGCCGUGGUGAAGCCCACGGACAAGAUACACGAGUCCACGGCGGCGAAGAUGCUGCACAGGCGAGUGGAUAAGAUGAUCGGGAAGCUGGACAAGGUGCUGCUGGAUCUGGAGGCGAAGGAGCAGAAGCUCAAGUCGGACAUCGAGACGAUCGAGGCGAGCGCCGAGGAGGGCGUGCAGCAGGAGAAGGAGAAGAAGGAGCAGCUCGUGUACGUAGACGAGCUGAUGGUGGCCAUCAAGAAGCUGCAGAAGGUGGACGACGACGCGAAGUUGCACCAAAUCUACGGCAUUCUUGGCAAAUUGGAUGACGAUCGCGACGGAAGACUCAAAGUCGAUGAUGUACUCAAGGUGAUUGAGAUGAUUGCGAAGGACAAUGUGAAAUUGAGCGAGAAGCAGUUCGAUGAGCUGAUCGAGUUGGUGGCCAAGGAGGAGAUUCUGGACAAUGAGGUGAAGAUUGAGAAGGAGAUGAACAGACAGCUGGCGGCCGCCAAGGAGGAGGCGUCCGCGUCGCUGCCGCCGCCGUCGCCGGCCGAGAAGGGCGGUCAGAAGCUAAUGGUGGAUCCGGACACCGUGACGGAGGCUGUGGAGCGACAGAAGGAGAAGAUGCUGCCCAGCAACGGCAUCCCGCCGAUUCCGCCGCUGCCCACGGCGACGCCCAAGGAGCAGAAGAACAGCAAGACGUUGUGACCUCGGCGUGAGUCCGAGGAGUGAUCUGGCUGACACUAUAGUGCAAAGACUUUCAGUGAUUUUACCUCCAGUUCCAACUGCGACUCCCUUCCCUUGGCCCCCGUUCUGCCCUGGUGUACAUAAAGGCGAUGUAAUAUUUUAAUAUAUUUAAUCCCGCGCGGCUCUCAGAUUAGUGCGACUUUCGAUAUAUGGAUUUGAGGAGUCGCCAGUGUAAAUUCCACAAGUGAAAUUUAUUUUACUACUUAAUGCGACACAAGAGGUGUAAUGAGAAAAAAAGAGGUGAUGAAUAAACGAAGAAGAUGGACAAAA
Phlebotomus argentipes is the source of this 2874-nucleotide messenger RNA. RefSeq names its product mitochondrial proton/calcium exchanger protein (gene Letm1). The record is from RefSeq and is a predicted model, not a curated record. Gene Ontology annotation, cellular component: mitochondrial inner membrane. Gene Ontology annotation, biological process: intracellular monoatomic cation homeostasis. Gene Ontology annotation, molecular function: ribosome binding. The coding region runs from base 232 to 2565 and encodes 777 amino acids. The transcript is spliced from 3 exons. Lineage: Eukaryota; Metazoa; Arthropoda; Insecta; Diptera; Psychodidae.